AGCGCGCGUGCGGAGAAAAAAAGGCGCGCGGUUCCUCCUCGAGCAGGGACGUUUGCCAUGUUAGAGGAGCGCAGUCAUGGCGGGGGCGCAGGGUUUGGACGCCCGCAGGACGGUGGUCGUUUCCGGUGUCCCCGCGCUGCUCACCCCCGACAGAAUGGCCGACAAGCUGACUAUCCACUUUCAGACCCGCCGGCGGAGUGCGGGGGGCGACGUGGCUGGGGUGACCUACCCCACCGACAUGCAGGGAGUCGCGUUCGUUACUUUUGAUCGAGCUGAAGAUGCUGCAAAUGUGGUGAAAAAAGAUCAGCAAGUGAUGAUAGAUGAGGAGUUUCGUGAUGACUACACCCUCACCGUGUUUCCCUUCAGCCCAGAUGUUUUUCUGUACAUCAACAGCGCUAAAGUGGAUCUCUCCGUUUUCGGUGAUCCGGCUUCAUUGGUAGUAAGCCUUCGGUCUACUUACAGAUCGAUACGAUUCCAGCAUUCGCCCCAGCAGACCAAGGUCACCAUUGAGGGGCCUUUCUCUGCAGUCAGGAGUCUGAGGGAGGACCUCACCGCAAGGGUCACUAGCCUAAAACACUUAGCCCAAAGCCCUAGCAUCGGCACAAAAGUCAACAGUCCAAAAGCUUCCUUAAAGCUUAAAGUUCCAGAUGAGACUUUGGGAGCAGGGGGGAGGGAGCAGCUGACCGCUCAGAGGAGGCUCGAAAUGUCUUCAAACUGUAGAGCAGAUGGAUCAAGCCCCCGCCGUAGAGAAGUGGUUGGAGCAGAAGCUUUUACCAGGACAGCGUCCUCUUUUGCGGAGCAGGAAAUGUCAGUAAAGCCAAAGAAAUUGUUCCGUGUUCCUUCAGCUGGCACUAAAGACCAUUCCAAAGUCCCAAGCAGCCCCGCAUCAUCUGAGAGAGGCCGUUCACCAUUGGGAGACCAAAAAGGCGCCAGGGGGCGGCGCUCAAAUGACGCAGACGACAUAUGGGUGGAAGAGUACACAUUCAAGUACAUUGAAAAGUUCCACAAAAAGCACUUGAGGGGUCUGGACGUCUCUGUAGAGGGCACGGAGGGAAGCGACCUGGUGCGGAUAUCUCUGAGUGACAAGGAGCCCUCAAGGAAAGACGCCGCCGAGAACCUCAAGUUUCUCAUAACCUCUUUACAGGCCAACCUGAGAGUUCACACGAUCUCUCUGGACAAGGACCAGCUGCGCUCUAAGAGAGAGCUGACAAAGAUCUGCGAUGACGUGGCAUUACCGUUCAAAGAUGUUCUUUAUGUGCUUGAGGACUCUUGCAUUAAGGUGAUCGGUCCGCCUGUAUCAGCCAUCCCGUUUUGUGUGAGGUUAGAGGACCAAAUACAGGAAGUUUCUGGUCAUUAACUAACUAUUUACCCUCACCUCAAGUGAGCAGUGUUUUAAUAAACCCCAGCGCUUUAGAAAUGUGACAGGAAAUACCCAAACUGGACAGCAGGGGGCAGUAAGAGCCUUUCUUCUUCAUGAGACGUUGAAGUGAAGCAAUUAUGGAGGCUGGGUUUGGCAAACAGGGUGAGGACUGGAAGAGGAACGAUCAGAGAUGGAUGUCCCAUUACACCCCCGCCCCCUCCACAUCUCACUCUGUUGUAUCCGAUCUGCAGAAGUGAUGUGGAAAUGUUCAAGGUCUGCUGGAGGGAUUCAUCUUUCAGAUGAUCUUUCUCAGCAGAUCCACUAAUUGAUUCAGUAUGUUUAGAGAAAUAAAAACAAGAAGCGCCGCCACUAUGAACCCACGUCGCCUCUCCCGCUAGUUACCAUAGGAACGUAACAGAGGAGGUUGGAGAUGUGCAGUGUUGGGCGUUGUUAGGGGAAGCUCUUGAUCACAAUAGAGGCAUCCAGAAGGACGGAUCCUGCAGAAGAGACCCUCCAUCACUGGUCCGUCUCCUCACUCCCUUUUGAUACGUCUUAACCUUCUCCCAUUAUUUGAGUUUGGGGGGUGGGCACAGAAGAAGGUCAACAAGCAGAAAGCAUGAAUAAUUUUUUCUGGGACAGGCUCUCCAUCACUCUCACGUGCACCCAUCAUGCACCAGGUGUAAUUAGCCUUUUGAGUGUGUGGCUUUCAUGGGAGGACACAAACUGCCACAAAAUGUGGCUUCUCACAGAAAAAAAAUGGCCUCCACGUCACCCGGACAGGACACUUUUCUAAACAUCAAUGGUACUUCCAAUCCAGAGAGACCAAAUCUGAUGCUCGGGUGAGGCUGGAACAUACAUGCACUUGAGCUGAAUGAAAACGAGGUACUCACAUUCAGGGUAAUUAUGUACCUCAAUAUGCAGAUGACGCUGUUAUUUAUCGCUUCAGAGCAGCGUGACCAUGGGACACUGACACAUAGAUAUUAGUUUCUACUCAUCCUAAACAACUUUUUUACUUUCAAUUACUGUACCCAGUUUACCGUUGGGCUUUGUAAAUCCAAACUUUUUUCUUUUUUUUUUGAGCAAGGGACUAUUUGCACGUAAUUUUUUAAAUACGAAAGGCUAUUGCUUACAUUUUGUUUUUGGCUACACAAACUUGGAGAAAUGGUUAGGGUUAAUAUACCAAAUGGUUCCCAAGUGCAGCUGUAUCUGCAGUUCACCCCUCCCCCACAGGAUGGGUCAACUGCGGUGUCAUGACAACUAAUGGGACUAACUUUAAAUACGUGCGACCAAACAUUGUUUGCCAUGGACACACUUAAAAUACGUGCUGGCAAUUCAGCUAUUUCCAUCAGUUUUUGAGCUGGUCACUCAAAAUAUGUCUGAAUAACAUUAGCCUUUUUUAUUUUAGUAUUAUUUUAAGUAUUUCUAAAAUUUAUAGCUGUUCUGUUGUUUAAUCUGCCUCUAUGAGGCACAAAGAUUGUUUUGGUUUUUUUUUUGGGCGGGGGGGUAUGUUUUUCUGUUAUUUUUAUAGACUGAAUAAAAACGGGGCGUCGGCCCUCCAAACCCCAAAAGCUCUCAACAAGCAUGGCAUUAAAAUCAAAAAUCUAACCGGUAAAGGAAAAUGAAUGGUUUAUAUUAUUAUCAUUUUCCACCUAUUGUACUCAAGUUUAGAGUCUUUGCUCUAUUUUUUUCCCCCUGUGCCCCUAAAUAUGAAUAUCACAAAAGGCUUCUGUCACUUAAGGUUUUUAUUCUUUUUCUGCAGGUUAAAAAGAACUUUCAAGCCACAGGAUUCGGGUUGUGCAUCACAAUUCUGAGGCAGCAAUAUUAUGAUGUAAGACAUUACUAUAUAAUAACAUUAACAAGUAAUAUUUAACAGCAUGGAACAACACGCAUGCACAACACUGUUUACCUAAAACAACAAAAGUAAGUGUCAUGCUAACAACACAAAACUCUAAGCUGACAGGAGAAACAUGAACAUUAUAUUUUAUGUCAAAAGGGAAGCAAAAAGACAUAUUUAGCAACAUUUUUACACAGUACUUAAUGAAUAAAGCUUAAAAAUAAAUGUAAAUACUUAUAAAAUGUAAUAAUUUACAAAAAAUACUAAAUAAAGUUCUGUAUGAGAUCACCGUAUUUCCACAAACGUGUUACUGUACUUAAAUAAAAAACAUUUCUGUUACCAGUU
This is a messenger RNA of Oryzias melastigma (Indian medaka), 3539 nucleotides long. Its product is annotated as RNA-binding protein 43. Gene Ontology annotation, molecular function: RNA binding. The coding region runs from base 77 to 1357 and encodes 426 amino acids. Lineage: Eukaryota; Metazoa; Chordata; Actinopteri; Beloniformes; Adrianichthyidae. The record is from RefSeq and is a predicted model, not a curated record. The transcript has 3 exons.